Messenger RNA from Knipowitschia caucasica, 3840 nucleotides. NCBI's taxonomy places the organism in Eukaryota, Metazoa, Chordata, Actinopteri, Gobiiformes, Gobiidae. The record is from the annotation of a GenBank genome assembly.
AUGAAGAGGCUCCGUGUAACGCAGAGGCAGGAGGAGCCCCCCACUGUGGGACGCCUGCUCCAGAGGCCACAUGAAAAGAAAGCAAUAGUUCAGUUUGAGGACCAGUUUGAAGACCAGUUUGAAGACCAGUUUGAAGACCAGUUUAAGGACCAGUUUGAGGACCAGUUUGAAGACCAGUUUGAAGACCAGUUUGAAGACCAGUUUGAAGACCAGUUUGAGGACCAGUUUGAGGACCAGUUUGAAGACCAGUUUGAGGACCAGUUUGAGGACCAGUUUGAAGACCAGUUUGAGGACCAGUUUGAAGACCAGUUUGAGGACCAGUUUGAGGACCAGUUUGAAGACCAGUUUGAAGACCAGUUUGAUGACCAGUUUGAAGACCAGUUUGAAGACCAGUUUGAAGACCAGUUUGAGGACCAGUUUGAAGACCAGUUUGAGGACCAGUUUGAAGACCAGUUUGAAGACCAGUUUGAUGACCAGUUUGAAGACCAGUUUGAGGACCAGUUUAAAGACCAGUUUGAAGACCAGUUUGAAGACCAGUUUGAGGACCAGUUUGAGGACCAGUUUGAAGACCAGUUUGAGGACCAGUUUGAAGACCAGUUUGAGGACCAGUUUGAGGACCAGUUUGAGGACCAGUUUGAAGACCAGUUUGAAGACCAGUUUGAGGACCAGUUUGAGGACCGUUUGAAGACCAACCAGUUUGAAGACCAGUUUGAAGACCAGUUUGAAGACCAGUUUGAGGACCAGUUUGAAGACCAGUUUGAAGACCAGUUUGAUGACCAGUUUGAGGACCAGUUUGAGGACCAGUUUGAAGACCAGUUUGAAGACCAGUUUGAAGACCAGUUUGAGGACCAGUUUGAGGACCAGUUUGAAGACCAGUUUGAGGACCAGUUUGAAGACCAGUUUGAGGACCAGUUUGAGGACCAGUUUGAGGACCAGUUUGAAGACCAGUUUGAAGACCAGUUUGAAGACCAGUUUGAGGACCAGUUUGAAGACCAGUUUGAAGACCAGUUUGAGGACCAGUUUGAAGACCAGUUUGAAGACCAGUUUGAAGACCAGUUUGAGGACCAGUUUGAGGACCAGUUUGAAGACCAGUUUGAAGACCAGUUUGAAGACCAGUUUGAAGACCAGUUUGAAGACCAGUUUGAGGACCAGUUUGAAGACCAGUUUGAGGACCAGUUUGAGGACCAGUUUGAAGACCAGUUUGAAGACCAGUUUGAGAACCAGUUUGAGGACCAGUUUGAAGACCAGUUUGAAGACCAGUUUGAAGACCAGUUUGAGGACCAGUUUGAGGACCAGUUUGAGGACCAGUUUGAGGACCAGUUUGAAGACCAGUUUGAGGACCAGUUUGAGGACCAGUUUGAAGACCAGUUUGAGGACCAGUUUGAGGACCAGUUUGAAGACCAGUUUGAGGACCAGUUUGAGGACCAGUUUGAAGACCAGUUUGAGGACCAGUUUGAGGACCAGUUUGAAGACCAGUUUGAGGACCAGUUUGAAGACCAGUUUGAGGACCAGUUUGAGGACCAGUUUGAAGACCAGUUUGAAGACCAGUUUGAUGACCAGUUUGAAGACCAGUUUGAGGACCAGUUUGAAGACCAGUUUGAAGACCAGUUUGAAGACCAGUUUGAGGACCAGUUUGAAGACCAGUUUGAGGACCAGUUUGAAGACCAGUUUGAAGACCAGUUUGAUGACCAGUUUGAAGACCAGUUUGAGGACCAGUUUGAAGACCAGUUUGAAGACCAGUUUGAAGACCAGUUUGAGGACCAGUUUGAGGACCAGUUUGAAGACCAGUUUGAGGACCAGUUUGAAGACCAGUUUGAGGACCAGUUUGAGGACCAGUUUGAGGACCAGUUUGAAGACCAGUUUGAAGACCAGUUUGAAGACCAGUUUGAGGACCAGUUUGAAGACCAGUUUGAAGACCAGUUUGAGGACCAGUUUGAAGACCAGUUUGAAGACCAGUUUGAAGACCAGUUUGAAGACCAGUUUGAGGACCAGUUUGAGGACCAGUUUGAAGACCAGUUUGAAGACCAGUUUGAAGACCAGUUUGAAGACCAGUUUGAGGACCAGUUUGUAGACCAGUUUGAGGACCAGUUUGAGGACCAGUUUGAAGACCAGUUUGAAGACCAGUUUGAGAACCAGUUUGAGGACCAGUUUGAAGACCAGUUUGAAGACCAGUUUGAAGACCAGUUUGAGGACCAGUUUGAGGACCAGUUUGAGGACCAGUUUGAAGACCAGUUUGAGGACCAGUUUGAGGACCAGUUUGAGGACCAGUUUGAAGACCAGUUUGAGGACCAGUUUGAGGACCAGUUUGAGGACCAGUUUGAAGACCAGUUUGAGGACCAGUUUGAAGACCAGUUUGAAGACCAGUUUGAAGACCAGUUUGAGGACCAGUUUGAAGACCAGUUUGAGGACCAGUUUGAGGACCAGUUUGAAGACCAGUUUGAAGACCAGUUUGAGGACCAGUUUGAGGACCAGUUUGAAGACCAGUUUGAAGACCAGUUUGAAGACCAGUUUGAAGACCAGUUUGAGGACCAGUUUGAGGACCAGUUUGAGGACCAGUUUGAGGACCAGUUUGAAGACCAGUUUGAGGACCAGUUUGAGGACCAGUUUGAGGACCAGUUUGAGGACCAUUUGAAGACCAGUUUUAAGACCAACCAGUUUGAGGACCAGUUUGAGGACCAGUUUGAGGACCAGUUUGAGGACCAGUUUGAAGACCAGUUUAAAGACCAGUUUGAGGACCAGUUUGAAGACCAGUUUGAGGACCAGUUUGAAGACCAGUUUGAGGACCAGUUUGAAGACCAGUUUGAGGACCAGUUUGAGGACCAGUGUGAGGAACAGUUUGAGGACCAGUUUGAAGACCAGUUUGAGGACCAGUUUGAGGACCAGUUUGAAGACCAGUUUGAGGACCAGUUUGAGGACCAGUUUGAGGACCAGUUUGAAGACCAGUUUGAAGACCAGUUUGAAGACCAGUUUGAAGACCAGUUCGAGGACCAGUUUGAAGACCAGUUUGAAGACCAGUUUGAAGACCAGUUUGAGGACCAGGGCCAGAAAUCUAAAAUGGGAGGCAAGCUGAGCAAAAAGAAGAAGGGAUAUAAUGUAAACGACGAGAAGUCCAAAGAGAAUGACGCCAAUGCUGAGGGCGCUGCGGCCGAGGAGAGCGAAGCCCCCAAAGAAAACAAGGAAGAGAGCGGCGUGGCUGACGCUAAAGACGUCGCUAACGACACGGCGGCUAAAGACGCCCCGGCCGCCGACGCUACCACCCCCAAAGCCGAGGAGAAGAAAGAGGAGGCUAAACCCGCAGAAAGCGCUAAAGCCGAGGAGAAACCCGCGGCUAAAGCUGAGGAAAAACUCGCCGCUAAGGAGCCCGAGGCCAAGACAGCGCCUCCUGCAGCGGCGGAGGGCAAAGACGAGGCUAAAAAGACUGAAGCCCCAGCGGCUCCAGCCCCUGCAGCUGAGCCCAAGCCCACAGACGCAGCAGCAGCAGCUAAAGAUGCUAACGCUAAGGAAGCUAGCCCCACACCAGCCGAGCCCCCCGCCAAGGAGGCCAACGCCACGGAGGCACCGAGCAAGGAUCAAACCUUCCAUCUUCACCGUCACCUCUCCCCGCAACCCUCUCCAAAAGUGUAUGAGGCCGAUUCGGACGCCAUCGCCAUGUCGCGGCACACAUGGACGGCUCUCGUGGGCGGCCUCAGCUCCGCGCUCCCGGCUCCGUGGAAUCUACAGCGGCAUUCUGGGAAGAGUUGUCCUUCUGGGGCACGGGGGCAAGUCCUCGGCAGACUCGGUAGCAGUGAAGAACCCCCAGAGCCGGACCUGCGACCCCCCUGCCCCCGGGAGCCGCCCUGA